Messenger RNA from Schizosaccharomyces osmophilus, 237 nucleotides. RefSeq names its product developmentally Regulated MAPK Interacting protein. Lineage: Eukaryota; Fungi; Ascomycota; Schizosaccharomycetes; Schizosaccharomycetales; Schizosaccharomycetaceae. The record is from RefSeq and is a predicted model, not a curated record. The transcript has 2 exons. Bases 1 to 237 code for a protein of 78 amino acids.
AUGGAAAACUGGCAUCGAUCACACAAUCAGCUGGAACUAUGUGGAUACAGACAAAAAGUUGUAUCCUCCCUUUAUAAGUUGCUUGCGACGGUUUCUAUAUUGGAUGGCAGCUAUACCACAGAUACUACCAAUUGGCCAACUGGUGGAGGUUAUCGCAUCAACAUGGGCAACCCCGAGCGUGCUGAGGAAAUCUAUGCUCAGUCAGAAGAAUUCAUUCUUACGCCGCCAAGCGAUUAA